Molecule: messenger RNA, 747 nt
Organism: Ambispora gerdemannii
Lineage: Eukaryota; Fungi; Glomeromycota; Glomeromycetes; Archaeosporales; Ambisporaceae
Source: the annotation of a GenBank genome assembly
AUGAAUCAAAAUCAAACAGCUCAAAUCGAAAAUGAAUUAGAAACAAGCAACAAAGAUGCAUUGCAAUCCUUCCCGAGAAUUGAACUUCCAUUCCCACCGACAAUCACUCCGGAAGAAAUUAUUAAUAUCAAAGAUGGCAAAAUCCCAUCUAAACCCCCAAACAGCUUUAUCAUCUAUCGUCGCGCUUUUCAGAAACAAAUCAAAGAAAGCGGUGUUUUGUUAAAAUUAAACGUCGUAUCUGCAUUGGCAUCCGAACAAUGGAAGAAAGAACCAAUCGAAGUAAAGAAGGCGUAUAAACAAUUAGCAUUGCAAGUCAAUUACGCAUUAGUUGAAAUGCGUGCUCGAGAAGUUAGAGCAAAGAAAUACGCACUAGAAUUGGAAAAUUUAUCUAAUCAAAAAGCACAUGAAUCCAUAAAUGACAUGGAAUUUCGUGGACAACAAUUUUUUUCACCUCAAUCACAAGAAAAUCAAUAUUUUAUGUCAUCCCCACUUUCACAAUGUUCAAUUGAAGAUUUUUCUUUUAUUGGUCAAGAAGAAAAUUCAACUUUCUUAAUUAAAGAAAAUGAAUCGAACAUUUUUAAUAACAUGUCGCAUGAUCAUUUUCACAACAAAAAUCAACAUUGUAUUAAUGAAGAAACGCAAGAGUUUCAAACAACACCAUACGAAUUACCAUACGAAUUACCAUUAGACUUCAAUAGUUAUUUGCCUGGCUUUGAAGCCUUUCCAAAUUAUGCUCAAAGAUUUUAG